UUUAAAUGAAUUUCGAUUUUGUUUUUGUUUUUUUGUUGAAACUUACCGGAAAAUUUUCAUCAAUCUCAUUUUGGAAUUCGAAUUCUCAAACCUAUUGAUCUUUGAAUUAAUUUUUAUUUAUUUAAACAAAAAAAAAAUCUGAUCAUCAUCAUCAUAAUCAUCGACAUAAAUCUGAAUCAUUGAUAAUAAUUUUUUUCUUGCUCUUAUUGAUCUUCAAACUUUAUUUGGACACAUAUCUGUUUCAUCAUUAUUAUCUACCAAGUGAUCUUUUUAGGAUUUUUUCUUAUGAUGAUGAUGAUGGUAUAAUGGUAUCACAAGUUAUCAAAUUGCACACAUCGAAACACAUGAUACAUACAAAAUGACUUGAUACAAUCGAAAAUCAAAGUGAACAUUUUUUUUUUGACCCCUCAUAUCUGGUGAAACAUUAAACCAACACAAGUAAAAAAAAAAAAGAAAAUAAUAGAAUGGGUGAUAAUAGAAAACAACGAUACGUUCUACAAGUACAUGUUGGUUCAUAUAGCCGUCUAUAUGAAGCAUUAUCUAUCGAAGCUGAAAAGAACACUACGGCACGUGAAAUUGUCGAUUGUAUUUGUGAAAAAUUAGGCCUUACCGAUGGUACCGAUGUAUAUGAAUUGGCCGAAGUAAUCGGUAACCAGGGUGGACAAGAUUGUAAAGAACGUCGUAUAGGUCCAAAUGAAUGUCCAAUUGCAUUGAAAUUAUUAUGGCCAAAAAAAAGUGAUAAAGGAACAUUAGCUGGUGGCCAUGUUGAUUAUAAAUUCUGUUUACGACGAAAAUGGAUGGGCAAUCUAUGGCCAUUAUCCAUGACCGAUUCAAAUGAUUCUCAAUUGAUACGUGAUUAUUUUCUACGUUUUCUUUAUCAGCCACGAAAUUCUGAAUAUCCAGAUCUGUGCCAAUUACCCGAUCUUACUGAACAAACACUUUUGGAUAACCUUAAGGCUCGAUUCGAAAAAAAUCACAUCUAUACAUAUGUUGGAUCGAUACUUAUUGCAGUAAAUCCAUUCACAUUUUAUCCAAUUUAUAAUCCAAAAUAUGUUCAAUUAUAUCAAAAUCGUCGAUUGGGCGAUUUACCACCACAUAUUUUUGCUAUUGCAGAUGCUGCCUAUCAGUCAAUGUUACGAAAACGGACCAAUCAAUGUAUUGUGAUAAGUGGUGAAUCAGGUUCGGGUAAAACUGAAUCUACCAAUCUAUUGUUACAUCAUUUGACAGCGCUAUCGCAAAAAGGUACACAUGGUACUGGUGUUGAACAAACGAUUCUUGGCGCUGGACCCGUAUUGGAAGCGUUUGGUAAUGCUAAAACAAAAUUCAAUAAUAAUUCAUCAAGAUUUGGAAAAUUCAUUCAAGUUAAUUAUAAAGAAAAUGGUGCCGUUCAUGGAGCAUUAGUGCAGAAAUAUCUGUUAGAAAAAUCACGAAUCGUAUCGCAAGUAAAAAGUGAACGAAAUUAUCAUGUGUUCUAUUAUUUACUCGAUGGCCUAUCAACCGAAGAUAAAGAAAAAUUAUAUCUAACUAGACCUCAAGAUUAUUUCUACUUAAAUCAAUCCAAAUGUUAUACACUUGAAGGUGUCGAUGAACGUCAUGAAUUUUUUCGUCUCACACAAUCAAUGGAAAUGGUUGGAUUUAGUCGUCAUAAACAAUUUCUAUGUUUUAGUGUACUUUCAGCUGUCCUGCAUCUGGGCAAUGUUCAAUUUUCGAAAAAAUCAACUUAUCAUUCAGAUGAAACUGUUAUGAUCAAAAAUCCCGAAGUGGUGACAAUUAUUUCUAAAUUGUUAAAUGUUAAAGAAGAGACAUUGACCGCUGCACUUACCUGUAAACGAACGAAAGCAGCAAAGGGUGAAAUGUUGGUCAUAAAUUAUAAACUACCAGAUGCUAUAGCCACUCGAGAUGCAAUGGCCAAAUGUCUGUAUGGUGUAUUAUUCGAUUGGAUCGUUAUGCAAGUUAAUCAUGCAUUAUUAUCGAAAAAAGAUACUCGUGAUCAUAAAGGAAACAGUAUCGGUGUAUUGGACAUUUUUGGUUUCGAAGAUUUUGGUGAUCAUAAUAAUUUCGAACAAUUCUGCAUCAAUUAUGCCAAUGAACGGCUACAGUAUUAUUUUAAUUCACAUGUAUUCAAAUAUGAACAAGAAGAAUAUCAACGUGAAGGAAUUAGUUGGCGAAAUAUUGAUUUCAAUGAUAAUACUGAAUGUUUAGGAUUGAUUGAAGAUAAACCAGAUGGUCUUUUAUAUCUAUUGGAUGAUCAGUGCAAUUUUCCUUGUGGUAGUAAUGAAACAAUAUUACAGAAAUUUAUUUAUCAUCAUAAUUCAAAUCCAUUGUUCGAAGUACCGCCUUGUCGUGGUUCGGCAUUCACUAUUAAACAUUAUGCCGGUAAAGUUAAAUAUCAGAUACGUGAUUUUCGUGAAAAAAAUCUCGAUCUCAUGCGUCCAGAUAUUGUGGCCGUACUGAAAGUAUCGAAAAUGGCUUUCGUACGUGAACUGGUCUGUUCUGAUCCAUUAGCAUUAUUUAGAUGGCAUAUUCUUAAAGCUUUUUUUAAAGCUUAUUUUCAUUUUACAAAAUUACGUGAAAUAUCCAAAAUGAAACGAGGAUUAUCCGGUACUUAUUUAGUUAAAGAAUAUGCCAAUGCCAAUCAACGAAGAAGUAGUGGUGGUGCACAACAGCAAAAUAAUCAAUUAAGUUUAAUCGACAAAGGCUGCAGUAUUGUUUAUCAAAGUAAAAUUGCCGGUAAUAAUAAUAAUUCUAUACACCAAUCAAAUGUUUUAAAUGAAUCGAAAGCCAAAUAUUCUGAUAUCGCUAAACGGCUUUCAUCAUCGUCAUCAUCAUCAUCAAAUUUUCAUCAUCAUAAUUAUAGUGCAUUUUUGGCCAACAGCCGUUGUAAACCGACAUCAUCUUCAGCAGCAAUUAUUGUACCUUCACAUUGUACAUCAUCAUCCAUUUCAUCUUCAUCAUUAUCGUGUCCAUUUCAUGGUACACAAGCACAUCUUUGUUCUUCUGAAGCACGUGUAUUAUCGCGUGCAAAUAAAAUUCUAAUGAAAAAGAAAUACUCAUCAUCAUCAUCCGCUUAUUCAUGGCAGAAAAAGAAUGGAUUUGAAAAAUCUAUACGUAAUUUUAAAUUAUUGAAACAGCUAUUAGGUCCACCAGUUACAACGAUCAAUUCACCUGGUUUGACAUCUGCAAAAGAAAGACCUGUUUCAUUGUCAAGAACGGUGGCCCGAAAACAAACACAAACCGUAACACAUCAAUUUCAACAAUCAUUACAACAAUUAAUGGACACAUUGAGCCAUGCGAAUCCAUUUUUUGUUCGUUGUAUUAAAUCGAAUGCAGAUAAGAUGCCAAAUCAUUUUGAUGAUCGACUAGUGUUGCAACAGCUUCGUUAUACUGGAAUGUUAGAAACGGUUCGAAUACGACAAUCUGGAUAUUCUGUACGUUUAACAUUCGAUGAAUUCAUUCAACAUUAUCGAAUAUUAUUGCCGAAAGGAUUAUUAUCAUCCAAAAUGGAUGUACAGAAAUUUUUACUCAACAUGAAAUUACCAUCUGCAAUGUAUCAGAUUGGCAAAACAAAAGUGUUUAUGCGUGAAAGUGAAAAAUUAGCCCUAGAUGAACGAUUACAUGAAGAGAUAUUACGACGUAUUAUUAAUCUUCAACGAUGGGUACGAACAUGGAUCUGUCGAAAACGAUUCAACGAAAUGCGAAAUGCGGCGGUCAUCGUGCAGACAUUUGUCCGUCGUUUUAUUGCACAAAAACGUUUAAAACGUUUGAAAAUGAUUGCUCAAUAUGAGAAUUGGGCAGCGAAUGCAAUACAGAAACAUUGGCGUGCAUAUCAAACACGAAAGUGGUUUACAAAUCUACGAAAAUCAAUCGUAAAAUUUCAGGCCUGUUGUCGUGGUCAUAUUUUUCGUAAAACUAAUCGUAUGAACGAUAUUAUCGAAGAAUGUGCACGUGCUAGAGAACGAGCACAGAAAAAAACGGAAUUAGAAAUACCAGAAUCGAAUCGACAUUCAUCAUCGGUCAAUAACAGUAAUAAUAAAAUGUCUAACGUUUCAGUUUUGAUACGAACAACACCACCAACAACAAAUUCAUCGUCAUCAUCAUCAUCAUUGGCAACGAUUAAAGAUGGUAGUGACGUUUCGACAGCUUCGACAACAUACACAAAUGUUCAUCAUCAUCAACAACAUCAAAAUGAAAUAGUCAUUCAUAAUAUUCUCUCCAAUAAGUCGGAUACUACAAAUCAGGAUGCAAAUCUAAUCAUUCCUGUUAAUGUGAUAAAUCGUCCGGCUGCUACAGCAAAUGUUGGUGUUGGUGGUGAUGAAGAAUUUUCAUCAUCAUCAUCAGUGAUUGACGUCGAUGAUGUUGUUACAAUUACUGGUAAUAUUAAUGAUGAUCUUGUUGAUCUUGAUGAUGAUUUUGAAAAUGGUGAUAAUCAACGUGUACGAUUGAAUCGUAAACGUAAUAUUCCGAUACGAAAAACAUCAUUUAAACGUAAAGCAAAUAAUCAUAAAUCAUUAUCAGAUGAAAAACUAUUGAUGACGACAUCUGCAUCAUCAUCGAUGAUGACAACUACAACUACAGCUUCGUCAUUAUCAACAUCAACAUUAGAAUCAUCAUCCGCGACUGCAACACUGAUACCGACAACAACAAGUAUAUCGAAUCUAACAAUAACUGAUCAUAAUUUCAAUCAUCAACAGCAACAUCGACAAUUGACAAAAUUAUCCAGUGAUUCUAAAGUGCUCGGGCUUGCCGGUUCUAAUUCUUCGUUUGUUUCUUCCGGUUAUCUAACUAAUAGUGAUAGUGCAUCAAGUAUACAAAAACUUCGUAUUGGUAGUGUCAAUAGUAAUAACAGUGAACAACAACAAUACAUUACUUCCAUAACAAGCAUUGGUUCCGAUAAUGUACAGUCACAACAUCCUUCAUCAUCAACAACAACAUUGGCGACUACGACUUUUCCAUAUUCGAUCAAUGUAACAUCGGCCAAUCAAAUAGUAGCUCCCAAUGUUUCGAAUCGAACGGCAACGACGACAAAACAACAAACAUCAUUUGAUGAAUCUCAAUCAUCGGCCAUAUCAUCAUCAUCAUCAACAACAUCGGGACCCAUUCAAAAAGCAAAAGCUACAUUUCGAAACAUUAUGGGUAAAUCCUCAAGUAAUUCAGAGAUUAAUAAACGUUUGUUGAAACAAACAAUGUCGGUAAAAGCAGGAAUGGAAUUUGAAUCGGCAAACAACCUUAACGAACAAAUGAAUCAAACAUAUAAUCUUUUAAAUAGUAAAAGUUUGUCAAACAAUGAUUUAGGAAUGAAAAUAAAUGAAAUGCCUAUUAUAUCGAAAAAUUCAACUAGUCAAAGUGAUAUGCAUUCACAAUUGAAUUCGAUAUUUUCUUCUUCUAUGAAUAUGCCAACACCAUAUACAUUUCAGCAUCAUCAUCAGCAACAGCAACAACAAUUGAAAGCUAAAGAUGAAAACUUUACACUUCUUUCACGGCAUUCGAUCCAUGAUGAAAGUAGUUUUAAAUCUGGUGAAAUUUGUGCCAUUUGUGAGAAUCCAAUUUUGGUUCAACAACCAUUGCAGCAAUCGAAUCAACCACAAAUUCAUUUAAAAUGUUCAGAAUGUAAACAAUUGUUUCAUAAGAAAUGUAUUCAUCUUAGUUCGGAUAUUCCUUGUAUCAAAGAAGGUUCAAACAUAAGCUCUUCUGUACUUGGAGCAUUUAAUCCACCACGGCCGCCAAGAAGUAAGCAAAAGUCAAAAAUUACUAGUGGAAAAAGUCUUGAUUCAUCAACCAAAGAGAAUCAAUCAUUAACAUCAUCAUCAUCGAAAGUUACGCCAUUUGCUGCACCAGCUAAACAAUCAGUUAGAGUCAAACAAUUUAUCGAUCCACAUGAUGUUCUUAUCACCGAUCUAGAUGAACUAACCUCAAUGGAUAAAUUCAUUUCGAAAAAGAUUCGUGAUAUGGAUGAUAAUAUUCUGUUCAAAAAGAAAACAAUUAAUGAACCAAAAGAAUGUAUGGUCGAUAUUGUGUUCAAGUUAGCGUUGAAAGAAUUCAAAAAUAAUUUGAUUUCCACUUAUUCGGUGACACAUCAAGAUGGAAUGGUGGUUCGAUUGACCUAUAAGGAUCUGAUUGACCAUUUUGCACAGAUUUUAUUAAAUGUCUGUGAAAUAGAAAAUACAUUUAAAUCAUUUCCCGUGAUUCUUGGCGUGAAUGCUUUUCGCGGUUAUAUGGAUGAAUUACGUAAUAUGCAUAAUACGAAAAUUAAUAAAGAAGAAAGAAUUAAUGGACCAACUUUCAAGAAAUCUAAUAAACGUAAACAAAGUAAAAAACGUGCUCGUAACAAGAAAGAAGAUGAUGUUUAUAAAACAUAUGAACAUGAAUUCUACAUUUCAACGGCCAACAUUUAUACGGUAUGCGAAGUUUGUGAUUCAUAUGUUUGGAUGAUGGAAAGGAUAUUCAUAUGUCGACGUUGUAAACUUGCUUGUCAUAAAAAAUGUUUCGAUAAAGUGGCUUCCACCUGUGGUAACAAUAAUAAAUCCUCUAAUAAAUUAAUCUUUGGAUCACCAAUUUCGGCACUCGUUACGGAAGAAUGUCGUAUACCAUUAGUUGUUGAACAUUUGAUUGCAAAAAUCGAACUAAAAGGCUUGUAUGCCGAAGGAAUUUAUCGUAAAUCGGCUAGGCUAACAAGCAUAAAUGAAUUGAAACAGAUGUUUGAUGCACAACGUUUGGAUAUUGAUUUAGACCAUUAUAGCGUUCAUGUUCUUGCCGGUUGUUUGAAAUUAUUUUUCCGUGAAAUGCCCGAACCGCUAAUGACCUAUGAACUUUAUGAUGAUUUCUUAUGGGCCACUACAGUUACCGAUCCUAUUGAACGAAAUCAAAUAAUAUUCAAUCAUAUCAGUAAACUACCAAAGCCAAACUAUGAUCUCCUUGAACGUCUGACAUUUCAUUUAGCACGUGUGGCACGCCAAGAAUCGGCCAAUCGUAUGAACGCAAAUUCAUUGGCCAUUGUAUUUGCUCCUUGUAUAUUACGAACAAACAAAUCGAUGCAGAUGCAAGAUAAAUUGAAUGAUAUCAGUAAACAGACAAUUUGCAUUGAAAGUAUCAUUAGCGAACAAAUGCGACAGAUAUCUGACACACUUAACGAUAUUGAUAUAUUGGAUACUGCCUGUCAUACGGCCUCAUCUCGUUUAUCUUCGAUUCGACAUUCCAAGAUGAACAUGCAUCGUGAUGCAACAUCGGUUGUACGUGCACAUUCGAAUGUCGAUGAUGAUGAAGAAGAAUACCUGACACAACAGAUUUCCGAAUUGAUUACCGAAAAGAACCAUUUGACUACUAUAUUACCGACAUUUAGAAUCGCUUCGGCAUGUUCAGAUGAAGAUAUUCUUUCUUCAAAUGAAAAUGAAGAAAUGGCCAAUACUAAUGCCAGUUCAGAUGAAUGUCUUAAUUCUACUGUCAUCAAUAAUGAUAAUGCUAAAACAGGACAAACAUUGAAUACUAUGAAAACCUUGAAAAACACUGGUGAAAUUGUCAAUUCUAAUAAAUUAUCAACGACGAAUCUAACAAAAACCAAAGAUGAAAUUCGUUAAUUACUCAAAACUCUGUUCUGCUUUCAUCUAACAGUUAUGAAUUUGACAAACACUUGAUUUGUCAGGAAAAAAACUUUUGUUUUUUGUUUGGUUAUUUAGACUGAAAUUGAAAUCAAUCAUGAAUUGAAAAAACUUGAGUUGUAAUUAAUCAUUAUUCUAUUAUUAGAAUCCAUUUGUUUUGUCUGUGUUUACACACUAAAUUAAUCAUCAUCCUUAUAGUUU
Molecule: messenger RNA, 7793 nt
Organism: Dermatophagoides farinae (American house dust mite)
Lineage: Eukaryota; Metazoa; Arthropoda; Arachnida; Sarcoptiformes; Pyroglyphidae
Product: unconventional myosin-IXb-like
Biological process (GO): intracellular signal transduction
Cellular component (GO): myosin complex; actin filament
Molecular function (GO): GTPase activator activity; ATP binding; actin filament binding
Source: RefSeq, a predicted model, not a curated record